Molecule: messenger RNA, 1110 nt
Organism: Anthostomella pinea
Lineage: Eukaryota; Fungi; Ascomycota; Sordariomycetes; Xylariales; Xylariaceae
Source: the annotation of a GenBank genome assembly
AUGCUGAAGGACCUCCUACAAUCUAUGAACAAUGAUGCGGACGACGCCAAUGGAGUUGGUGGACUAGUUGUCACGGCUCUUGGGCCGUCUGGGCGGCAUUACAUAUGUUGGAAGACGAACUCUGGACAGUAUAAGCAACAAUCACAUGGUCUCCCAAAGCGGUUACAAGAAUGGCUAUUCCCAUCCGAUGGAAGCACCAGAGACUUUGAGACUUUACAGGUGAUCCUGUCAGGAGACGACACCUUCUGGGCUUCGGACAAGAACGGCGACCUCCGAAGCGAUGAGUCAAACUCGAACCGAAAUCUUCGACGCGCUCUCACAUUCAGCGAUGAUACGCCGGCGUCGGCGGGCAAUCGACGACUGAGUCGGGCACGGGAGACCACAAUCUCAGCCCCAGUGGGGACCGAACGCCCGCGCUCAAACACACUGCCCUCAAAACUUUCACCAGGUAGCCAUGCGCCUGAGCUCUCACCAAGACCGCCGUCGACACACGGUCGUUCCACCUCCACUGCGGACAGGCCACGUCGGGUAUCCGCCAUACCACUCGCCUUCGUCCAGCAGCGGAGGAAGUCUGCGAUACGGCCGCCCAGCGUGAGCUUCGCAGACCACGAUGAUUUGGCGGUACUCAAAGAGCAUCCGAGUCCACCAGUUGCCAGGAGACCAUCCAAUGCCUCCUUCAACCCACGGCGCAGUCUCCUCUUCAACCGCUGCGACUGCGAAUGCGGAUGCCACGGACACAGCUCGAAAGCCCAGCCCCUGAUGCCAUCCACGAAGCGAAGAUCCGGAUACGCGGACGCGAGCGUCCAAACGGACACCCUACCCGACCCCGACGAGCCAGUGCUCCGCAAGGCUUCCUCACGAACCUACGACCAUCACCGCGAACUAUCCUUCGCCAGCACGGCCUCGUUCGAGUCCGACGUCUCCCCCAACAGUCAGCGGUCGAGCUUCGAAACCACCGUCACGCGGCCCGACUCGUGUAGCCUGGAUAUUCUGAAGAAACACGAAUACCAGCAGCCGCCGAACCCCGUCGUUAUGGGGCGAAUGCAGGAUUACUUCAGGUCUACGACGUAUGUCCUGGGAGGGGCUUUGCAUACUAGCGGGAUGGGAUGA